AUGUUGGCGAGAAAUUUGCGAUCCUGUUCAAGAUUGUUCAGCACAUCAAACAAAUUGGCAUCCAAUGGAAUUGAUUUUGAAUUGAGUGCCGAACAACAAGAACUCCGCACCAAUAUUCGCAAAUUUGUUGCUGAUGAGGUGAUUCCAGUUGCUGCUGAAUAUGAUAGAACUAUGGAAUAUCCAUGGCCAAUCAUUAAGAAGGCUCACGAACUUGGUUAUUUGAUUGCUGAUAUUCCGGAAAAAUAUGGUGGUCUUGAGUUGGAUAUGGUAUCAUUGUGUUUGAUCAGUGAAGAAGUUGCGUAUGGUUGCUCAGGUAUUGGAACUGCAAUGAUGGCCAACGAUCUUGCGCAAUCCCCCUUGAUUCUUUGUGCUAAUGAUGAUAUCAAAAAACGAUUCUUGGGAAGAAUGGUUGAUGAGCCAUUAGUUGCUGUAAGUUAACUUCACUAUUUGUUAUAUCCAUAAGGUUUGGGUUCUUGGAAACUUCUAGUUACUGGUUAGAAAUUAAUAAUUUUUCAUUGAAAUUUUCUGCCCGAAAAAAUUCAUUAGAAGAAUCACCUUAGUGAUUUUCGAAGUCCAAAGUUUAACAAAUUCCUAUUUGAAUCAAAACACAUUUUAUAGUCAUACGCUGUCACUGAACCUGGAGCUGGCUCUGACGUCGCUGGAAUCAAAACAAAAUGUGAGAAGAAAGGUGACGAGUAUAUUAUUAACGGAUCAAAGAUGUGGAUUACAAAUGCCGGACAUGCCAACUGGUAUGUUCUUCUUUUUCUUUCUCUCUUUUCUUCCCAUAGAAAACCACGUGUCUACACAUUUAGGCUACACAUUUGAAGGUACAUAGUACAAAGUCCACCUCUUAUCAUUUCUAUCUUUUCUAAAUAAUGUCCAAAAAGUGCAAUUUUUCAGGUUCUUUGUUCUCGCUAGAUCAGAUCCAGAUCCAAAAGCUCCAGCUGGAAAAGCCUUCACAGCUUUUGCUGUCGAAGGUGAUUCCGCUGGAUUGAUUCGUGGAAGAAAGGAGAUCAAUAUGGGACAAAGAUGUUCAGAUACCCGUGGAAUCACAUUUGAAGAUGUUCGAGUUCCAGCAGCCAAUAUUGUUGGUGCUCCAGGAGAGGGAUUCAAAGUUGCCAUGAAGACUUUCGACAAAACUCGACCAACCGUCGCUGCUCUGGCAACUGGACUCGCUUAUAGAUGUUUGGAUGUUGCCACACAAUAUUCAACAGAGAGAAAGGCUUUUGGAACUGAAAUUUAUAAUCAUCAAGGAGUUUCAUUCUUGUUGGCAGAAAUGGCCAUCAAUUGUGAAUUGGCUAGAUUGAUGACAUACAAAAGUGGUUCUGAGGUUUGUAUUUAUUCAUAGAUUUAAAAAAAAAAGUGAUUUAUUGAUAAACUGCAAUUUUCCAGGUUGACGCUGGUCGCCCAGGUUCUUACUAUGCUUCCAUCGCCAAACUUUUCGCAUCUGAAGCCGCCAAUCAAGCCGCCACCAACGCUGUUCAAGUUUUCGGUGGUGCUGGCUUCAACACUGAGUAUCCAGCAGAAAAAUUGAUGCGUGAUGCGAAAAUCUUCCAAAUCUACGAAGGAACAUCACAAAUUCAACGAAUGGUUAUUGCCCGUCAACUUUUAGCGCGGGUUAAACAAAACGGUGGAUAUUAA
Caenorhabditis angaria is the source of this 1641-nucleotide messenger RNA. The record is from the annotation of a GenBank genome assembly. Lineage: Eukaryota; Metazoa; Nematoda; Chromadorea; Rhabditida; Rhabditidae.